Molecule: messenger RNA, 414 nt
Organism: Boleophthalmus pectinirostris (great blue-spotted mudskipper)
Lineage: Eukaryota; Metazoa; Chordata; Actinopteri; Gobiiformes; Gobiidae
Product: keratin-associated protein 4-2
Exons: 1
Coding region: 1-414 (137 amino acids)
Source: RefSeq, a predicted model, not a curated record
AUGAACAUUUUCUCAUUUAUUUUGAACCUGCGUCACUGUGAGGACCUGCAGUGUGAGGACCUGCAGUGUGAGGUCCUGCUGUGUGAGACCCUACACUGUGAGGUCCUGCAGUGUGAGGCCCUACACUGUGAGGACCUGCAGUGUGAGGACCUGCAGUGUGAGACCCUACACUGUGAGGUCCUGCAGUGUGAGGCCCUACACUGUGAGGUCCUGCAGUGUGAGGCCCUACACUGUGAGGUCCUGCAGUGUGAGGCCCUACACUGUGAGGACUGCAGUGUGAGGACCUGCAGUGUGAGGACCUGCAGUGUGAGGUUCUGCAGUGUGAGGACCUGCAGUGUGAGGACCUGCAGUGAGGGCAGAAGUCACGGCACUAAUAAUAAUUACACCAAUAAAAUCAGGAUGAUGCAAAAUUAG